Cololabis saira (Pacific saury) is the source of this 1612-nucleotide messenger RNA. RefSeq names its product SDE2 telomere maintenance homolog (S. pombe) (gene sde2). The transcript has 8 exons. Lineage: Eukaryota; Metazoa; Chordata; Actinopteri; Beloniformes; Belonidae. The record is from RefSeq and is a predicted model, not a curated record. Gene Ontology annotation, cellular component: nucleus. The coding region runs from base 38 to 1426 and encodes 462 amino acids.
GCUGCGCAUGCUCAGUGCAUCAGGCGUGUAAGUCAAGAUGGAGGUUUCUGUCGUCGCUCCGACUCUCAGCUUGUCCUCUUUCUGCGUGUUCCCGUCCGGAUCCGCGGUCUCAGAUGUUCUGGAGCGGUUCGUCCCGCAGCAGGACUUCUACGUGACCAGGAAUGGUCGCCUGUCGCCGCUGGACCAGCGCCUGCAGCAUGGCGCCAUCUAUCACCUGGAGCCUCGCCUCUGUGGAGGGAAGGGAGGCUUCGGCUCCAUGCUGCGAGCUCUGGGCGCUCAGAUCGAGAAGACGACGAACCGCGAAGCCUGCAGGGACCUGAGUGGCCGCCGCCUCCGAGAUGUCAACCACGAGAAAGAGAUGGCAGAGUGGCUGAAGAAGCAGGCGGAGCGCGAGGCGGAGAAGGAGCAGCGGCGUCUGGAGCGUCUGCAGAGGAAACUGGCCGAGCCCAAACACCAGUUCUCCGACCCACAGUACCAGAAGCAGUGUCACGACCUGAGCGAGAGGCUGGAGGACUCGGUACUCAAAGGUCUGCAAGCGUCCUCCAGCGCUCAGGUGAUGCCAGAUGAAGUCUCUGCUGCCAAGAGGCCAAACCCGGGCGAGAGCAAGGAGCCACUGAAGAAGAAGAAGAAGAAAAAAGAGGAGGAGGGUGUGGCGAUGGGCAGUUUCUGGACAGGGUUGGGCGAUCUGGACGAACUCCUGAGCUCAGAGGACGAAGAUGAAGAUGGAGAGUUGUCGUCUCCAUCCACGUCUUCGAGCAGCUGCAGAGGAGCUGGUGUUGCCAUGACGAGAAGGGGAGAGGAGGCGGGGCCAGAACUGGGCGGCAGCUCCUCUGACUGCAGUUCAUCCUCCACUGGUCCAGCUGUCAGACCCUCGGUCGGCAAGAAGCAUCCAGAAACCUCUUCACAUUCAACCAAGAGCCCUUCAGAGGACCAGAAACCAGCAGAACCCGUCUCAGAAACGCCUGUCAUCCCUUCAAAGGUCCAGAAAUCACCAGAACCGGUUUCAAACACACCUGUCAAGCCUUCAGAGGACCAGAAACCAGCAGAACCGGUCUCAGACACCCCUGUCAGAGCUCCGAAGGUCCAGACGCCUCCAGAACCGGUCUCAGAAAAUUCUGUCAAAGCUCCAAAGGUCCAGACGCCUCCAGAACCGGUCUCAAACACGACUGUCAUGCCUUCAAAGGACCAGAAACCCCCAGAGUCCAGUGGUUCAUCUGAGCAGCUGGAUCUGACCUCGCUGACGUCCGUCCAGCAGCUGGAGGUCCUGGGUCUGGACGCCCUGAAGGAGCAGCUCAUGCUGCGGGGGUUGAAGUGUGGAGGAACUCUGCCGGAGCGCGCAGCGCGACUCUUCUCCGUCAGAGGACUGACGGCCGCCCAGAUCGACCCGGCGCUGCUCGCCAAACCAGCCAAAGGCAGGAGGAAGUGAGGAGCCAGAGAGCCGCCCUCUUCAGAGGCAGCGUUGACCAAAGCUCGUUUUGUUUUGAUCAGUUUGUUUUUAGUUUUGCAUUAAAUGUUUUGUAAGCAGAAGUGUGCGUGCACCCGUUAGUGAUCAAUAAAUGAUCAAUAAAACCAUUGACCCGUCACCUUUUUAUUAAAACGUCCCUCAAACAAA